Protobothrops mucrosquamatus (brown spotted pit viper) is the source of this 2922-nucleotide messenger RNA. RefSeq names its product tight junction protein 3 (gene TJP3). Lineage: Eukaryota; Metazoa; Chordata; Lepidosauria; Squamata; Viperidae. Bases 22 to 2712 code for a protein of 896 amino acids. The record is from RefSeq and is a predicted model, not a curated record. The transcript is spliced from 17 exons. Gene Ontology annotation, cellular component: plasma membrane; bicellular tight junction. Gene Ontology annotation, molecular function: cell adhesion molecule binding. Gene Ontology annotation, biological process: cell-cell adhesion; cell-cell junction organization; positive regulation of blood-brain barrier permeability.
GUGCUCUUCUAGGUUGCAGAGAUGGAGGAAAUGACCAUUUGGGAGCAAUAUACCAUUACAUUGAACAGGGAUCCCCGGAAGGGUUUUGGCAUCGCCAUUUCGGGUGGCCGCGAUCGUCCAAACAGUUCAGAUGGCGACACCUCUAUUGUCAUAUCAGAUGUGGUGCCUGGAGGACCGGCUGUUGGCCGACUCCAGACCCGGGACAAGAUUGCCAUGGUCAACGGCCUCUCCAUGGAGAACGUAUCUUCGUCUUUUGCCAUCUCCACUUUGAAAACUUGUGGCAAGUUGGCUAAUAUUACGGUCAAAAGGCCCAGAAAAAUCCACUUGCCAGUUGCCAAAUCCAGCCAGCCAAGAAGCCAGCCUCUCUUGACGCCUACUAAACACCUGACAGAUGGGAGAAAUGAGGACUCGGAUGAGGACUAUGGGUACCGGGGUGGUGAGUCGGGCAGACACCCCGGGCAGAGCCGACAGCGGACAGAAGCAGAACAUAACCGCGGUUACGAUGGAGACUCGUCCAGCGAGAGAAGUUCGGGACAUUAUCGUGAUGAUGACAAUGAUAGCACCCACAGGCAGCCCCUCAGGAGCCGGAUGCGGAGCCAAGAGGGGGGCUACCGGAGGAGGAGCCAAGACAGCGGGUCUGAUAGGGCGCCUUUGGCCAAUGGGCACCAUCACAAAGGAAGCACCAGCGGGCUUGUCCUGAUGUCUGGGUUUAAGCGACUGCCAAGGCAGGACGUGCCGAUGAAACCCGUCCGCUCGGUUUUGGUGAAACGUAAGGAGAGUGAAGAAUACGGGCUGAAGCUGGGGAGCCAGAUUUUCAUCAAACACAUCACUGAGACAGGAUUGGCGGCCAAGGAUAAUUCCCUGCAGGAAGGGGACCUUAUCCUCAAGAUCAAUGGCGUUGUCAGCAAGAACAUGUCUUUGGAAGAGACACGGCAACUGAUCGAACAGUCCGAGGGAAAACUUACCUUACUCGUUUUACGUGAUAACAGCCAAUUCUUGGUCAACAUCCCGCAAGUGAGAGACAGCGAUACGGAAAGUUCCCACCUGGACGAUCCCGAGGAAUCCCCCCCCAAUGAGUACAAUUUCCAAGGGAAUAAUUCCAUCAUACAAAAUGAUGGGAUUUCAGGGUACAGCCCCGAUUCGAAGGUGGUGCGUUUUAUCAAAGCCAAGAGCAUCGGCCUCCGUCUGGCAGGUGGGAAUGACGUUGGGAUAUUUGUGGCUGGCGUGCAGGAGGGCAGCCCGGCUGAGAUUCAAGGCCUCCAAGGAGGUGACCAGAUCCUUCAGGUGAACGAGAAGCCCUUCCACAACUUGACUCGCGAGGACGCUGUGCAGUACUUGAUGGAGUUGCUCCCAGGAGAAGAAGUGACGUUCCACGUUCAGAACAAACAGGACAUUUACAAGAAGAUGGUCAAAUCCAACCUGGGCGAUUCGUUCUAUAUCCGCACCCACUUUGAUUUUGAGAAGGAUACGCCUUCCGCCCUGAGCUUCACACGGGGAGAAGUCUUCCAUGUGGUAGACACCAUGUAUCGGGGCCGGAUGGGAAGCUGGCUCGCUCUGCGGAUGGGAAAGGAACUUCAAGAGAUGGACAAGGGCAUCAUCCCAAACCAGAGCAGGGCAGAACAGUUUGCCAGUCUGGAAUCGGUUCUCAAAGCGACCUCAAAGACCUCCAGCGUUUUAGGGGCUCGAGCAGAGUUCUGGAAACUUCGAGGUUUGCGGGGAGCCAAACGGAUGCUGCGCAAAAGCCGGGAAGAUCUUUCCACCCUCACCAAGCAGGGCCACUACCCGCCAUACGAGAAGGUCGUACUCAAGGAAGCAACUUUUAAGCGUCCUGUGGUGAUCCUGGGCCCCAUUGCUGAUAUCGCCAUGCAGAAGCUGAGCACGGAGAUGCCAGAUCAAUUUCAGAUUGCAGAGAGUGUUAUCAGAGAAGGAGGAUCAUCCAAAGUGAUCAAACUGGACACCGUGUGGCAAGUUGCAAAGCAGGAUAAGCAUGCGUUGCUGGAUAUUACACCGGCCGCUGUGGAACGUCUCAAUUAUGUGCAGUAUUUCCCCAUUGUGGUCUUUUGUGAGCCGGACAGCCGGCAAGGAAUCAAGGCCAUGCGGCAGUGGCUGGCGCCAGAUUCCAAGAAGAGUUCGCGCCGCCUCUUCGCGCAGGCCGCCAAGAUGCAGAAGUAUUGCAGCCACCUCUUUACAGACACCAUCAGUCUGGCCGGGGGGUCCAACAACUGGUACCAGACCCUGAAGGAGAUUAUCCAAAUUCAGCAGGCCCGUUCUGUCUGGAUGACUGAAGAACAGGUGGAUGCUUCAGCUGAGGAGAGUCUGGACAUAUUAAACCAGACCUCGGCCAUCAGUAUGGGCGACCUGACUUGUGACAGUCGGGCCAACAGUGAUUAUGAGGAAACGGACGCAGAAGGAGAACCUUAUACGGACCAGGAACUGGACGAGCCCUAUCAAGAGGCAGCUCUGAGCCGUUCUUCAGAGCCAGCAGAACAAAGCCUGGAUCGGGAGUUGAAUGAGCGUGUGGCAGCUGCUCUGGCCUACCCCAUUGACGUGCACGAGAGUGAUCACCAGCCCCAAGGACAGUGGCACAGCAAUUAUGACAUCAGGGAAUACGAACAUGAGGCGCUACGGAAGAAGUUCACCCAUGCGCAGUCUUACGACUCUGAGUCAGACCAGGACUAUGGUUAUGACUGGGGACCUGCCACAGAUCUGUGACCACAUCAGCAGCCACGUGGCCUCCUGCAACUUUCUUGGGUGGCCGUGCAAAGCUGUCCUUGUCAUUCCAAUUUUGGUGAAACUCUUCAAAGACCUUUGCGCUCCUAUAAGAGGCACUAAAAACAUACGAGGUAUGGCAAGAUUUUGAGCCCCUGGAAGUCCUCGUGACCAGCUUUGCCUCGUAUGCUUGUUCCGGAAAUGUUGCUUUUC